UAAUCGACGGUGGACUGAAUCUCUCCUUCAUUCCCCCAGGUACAGAAUCCCCAUCCCAUCUCGCUGAAUUUAAAAUACAAACCUAAGAUUAACGCCCAAUUAAGUCAUCAUAAAGGAGGGUGAUCAAUUUAAAUAAUGACGAUUAGCCACCACCCGAGGGGCCAAUGGAUUAUUAUAUGAAAGUCAUCCAGCCAAAAACAGCACUUUCAUCAACUUAACUAAUCCCAAAUGCAUGCAUCCAACCCUCCUCCUCCCCUCCCCUCUCUCUCUAUAUAUAUUCAUCCCCCCCGCAGCUGCCCACUUAAAAACAGAGACAGAAAGAGAGAAAAUUGAUCCAAAUCAAGUUAAGAAAUAAGCCGAAGCCAAGCUAGGGGAAUUGAAACAUAUAUCGAUCGACCGAUGUCUCCUUCUCUCUCCACCACUCCUUCCUCCGCCGCCACCAUCAUAACCACCAACGCAUCGCAGUUACCGGCAAACAAAUCAUCACUCGUCCAAGUUAUCACUAAAUGCACCGUGCUGCCUGACCGGAAAUCGACUGCGGCCGACCUGAAGCUCUCUGUCUCCGACCUUCCCAUGCUUUCAUGCUACUAUAUCCAAAAAGGUCUCUUUUUUUCUCCUCCUCGCAUCCCUAUCCCCCGCCUUUUCUCCCUUCUCACUCGAUCCCUUUCCCGCGCACUCUCUUUCUUCCCCGGCCUCGCCGGCAGACUCACUACCAACCCUGAUGACGGCCGCAUCUUCAUCUCCUGCAACGACGUCGGAGUUGAAUUCGUCCAUGCCGCCGCCCCUUCUCUAUCCCUUCCUCUGCUUCUUCCCCCUGCCCAAGAUGUCCCCAUAGAAGUCCAGUCCUUGUUCGCCCUUAAUGGAGCCGUCAGCUAUGACGGCCAUUUCCGCCCCAUCGCUGCCUUUCAAUUCACCGAGCUCGGGGACGGUGCGCUGUUUAUUGGCUGCACGGCUAACCACGCUGUCGUCGACGGUACCUCGUUUUGGAAUUUCUUCAACGCAUGGGCCGAACUCUGCCGUUCGCCGGACACCAUAACGAUCUCACGGUCCCCAGACUUGCGGCGCAACUUCUUCGGGAAUUCCACGGCUGUGAUCCGUUUCCCCGGAAAAGCUGGACCCGAGGUCACCUUCUCCGUAGGUGCGCCGCUUCGUGAGAGGAUUUUCAGCUUUACAAGCGCGGCCAUUCGUGAGCUCAAAUUGAGAGCAAACCGCCAGGUUAACUACAGCGCGGAGCUGUACGGGAAGCAAAUCCACGACAAGAAAUUGAUUGCGGAGGGAGAGGAGAUCUCGUCUUUCCAGUCUCUGUGCGCGCAGAUGUGGCGGUCGGUGACGCGGGCUAGAAAGCAUCUUCGGCCGGAUGCACCUACGACGUUCCGAAUGGCGGUGAACUGCAGGCACAGGAUUUCGCCGCCAAUUGACAAGUUCUACUUCGGCAACGCGAUACAGAGCCUCCCGACGACGGCAAAUGUUGGGGAGGUGGCCGAAAAAGAGCUCUGCUGGGCUGCGGAGCUUCUUCACCGGAACGUGGCUGCCCACUGGGACGAUAAGAUAAGGAGAGGCGUGGCAGAGUGGGAGGCGGCGCCGCGGUGCUUUCCUUUAGGGAACCCUGACGGCGCGGGCAUCACGAUGGGGAGUUCUCCGCGGUUUCCAAUGUACGAAGGUAACGAUUUCGGGUGGGGGAGUCCGGUUGCGGUGAGAAGCGGCAUGGCCAAUAAAUUCGACGGCAAGUUCUCGGCUUUUCCCGGUAGGUAUGGAGGCGGAAGCGUCGAUGUGGAGGUCUGUCUCGCUCCGGAUACCAUGGCGGCGCUGAUCGAGGAUGAGGAGUUCAUGCACUACGUAUCCAAAGGCUAUGAUGCGGAAGCCGUUAAUGCAAAUUAAUAACAAUAAAACACUUUCAGAGUUGGUCAAUCAAUUUUUGGUUUACAUAAUAAUCUUCUAAUUCACUGGAUUUGAAGGCGUAAAAAAUAAAAAAAAAAAAAGGGGGAGGGGAUAACGGCCCCUGAGAUUUGGAAAUCAUUUAGGAUUUUAUGUACUUUUCUCAAUUUCUUUUAAUUUAACUCGGUUUAGUUUUUAUCA
Phalaenopsis equestris is the source of this 2076-nucleotide messenger RNA. RefSeq lists its product as uncharacterized. The record is from RefSeq and is a predicted model, not a curated record. Bases 400 to 1878 code for a protein of 492 amino acids. The transcript has a single exon. NCBI's taxonomy places the organism in Eukaryota, Viridiplantae, Streptophyta, Magnoliopsida, Asparagales, Orchidaceae.